Messenger RNA from Dicentrarchus labrax (European seabass), 1464 nucleotides. It is a transcript of the gene pctp, whose product is annotated as phosphatidylcholine transfer protein. NCBI's taxonomy places the organism in Eukaryota, Metazoa, Chordata, Actinopteri, Moronidae. Gene Ontology annotation, molecular function: phosphatidylcholine intramembrane carrier activity; phosphatidylcholine binding. Bases 50 to 691 code for a protein of 213 amino acids. The record is from RefSeq and is a predicted model, not a curated record. The transcript has 6 exons.
GACCGGAAGCCGCGCUGGGUGACAGCUGAGGUGAGAGAGAGGAGCCGUCAUGUCGCUGCAGUUCACAGAUGAGGAGUUUCAGGGAGCCUGGGGGGAGCUGGACGAGCCGCAGCUGGAGGGAGGAUGGGAGCUCUUCACGGAGACGAUGGGAGUGAAGAUCUACCGGCUGUAUGACAAGGAAACUGGACUUUAUGAGUACAAAGUCUUUGGUGUGCUCACCACCUGCACUGCAGAGCUGUGUGCAGAUGUCUACAUGGACUUGAAGUAUCGGAAAGAUUGGGAUAACUAUGCAAAAGAGCUCUAUGAGAAGGACUUCAAUGGACAGACCGCAAUCUACUGGGAAGUAAAAUACCCAUUUCCUUUGUCAAACAGGGACUAUGUGUACAUGAGGGAGCGGAGAGACCUGGAUGUGGACGGCAGGAAGAUCUGGGUGAUCCUGGCCAGGAGUUCCCCAGAUACACCGUGUGCAGAGAAGAGUGGCGUGCUGCGGGUCAAAGACUACAAGCAGAGCGUCGCCCUGGAGAGCGAUGGAGCCGGUGGAACUAAAGUUUUCAUGAACUACUUCGACAACCCCGGUGGCAUGAUCCCUACCUGGCUGGUGAACUGGGCAGCUAAGAGCGGGGUUCCAGGUUUCUUAACCGACAUGCAGAAGGCCUGCAGCAAUUACAGCAACUACUGCCAGAAGAAAUGAACGCAGCUGGCGGGACAACGGCUCACGCACGAGGGCUCACUUUUACUUUUCCUGUUUUGUUUUUGGGAGUUUUUUUAAUGUACAAUCAAAUUUGUCUUUUCCGUUGUUGGGUGAAUGUGGCAUGGCUACUUGUCGCUGUAGCAUGCUGUUGACUCAGGCAUGACGUGCAUGACUUGCCACCCUCAUUAACGGGCUGGCGUGAAAUCAAUUCUGUUCCAUUGUGCUGUAUUAACGAAUACUGUAUUGUCUUUUCUGUGCAGUCACUGUAAGCUCCAGUCCCUCCAGGGUGUGGUUCAUAGAAAAUCCUCCGUUUUGUACGGUAGUGUCACUUUGGGCCCUGUGUGGUUAAAAUUGCAGCUUCUUGCAUAAGAUUUCAUCUCUUGUUUGUUUAACGUCACAUUUCCUAUGUGACAGAUGCAAUAUAAAUUGAUUUAUUGUAUGUUUAGUCACACUCCAAUCCUCUACUGUCGUCCUCUCAUGUGUUAUAAUGGAGCAAAAAUGACAAAUCUGUACUUUUAGAGGAAUGCUGUCUGUUGGGUUUCUUGUCCUUUCUUUUCAUGGGGUCAUUAUGUAUGCAAAGAUUUAUUAUGGGUGUGUGAUGGUCAAAGACACAUACAGUAUCUGAGGUCAUACUGUAUUGAUUUAGGCUGUACCUCAGUACCUCAGAGCUCCUGUUGAUGCAGGUGAAUGUGGUUUUAUCUGAUCAUUUAAAGCCUAUUACUGUGUAAUACUGCUGUGUUAUUGAAAUGAAUAAACUUUUAAUUGAAAUUUAA